AUGCUGCUGCCUGCUUUCGCAUCGGACUCGGACCGCCUCCUCCCGUCCGACCGAGCACUAGCGCACGAUGCUGCGACAGCAGCACAAUGUCCAGCGAUUAGCGGACCAUGUAGGUGUGCACCGUCGAUCUAUGAGCCUGUAGCUAUUAUUUGUGAGAACGCAGGAAGUUUAAGCAAUGCUCUACAGGCUAUCCAGCCGGCUAGGGAUAUCUCUAUUGAUUCUCUUACGAUUCUCGACACUGCAAUUCCAAACAUUCCGGCUAACGCAUUCGUGGGCUUCACAAUCCUACGACUAGUACUGAACCGUAACACACUACAAUCAAUCGAUGAUCAAGCGUUCAAUGGGCCGCUGAUCGAUUCGUUGGUCGAACUUGAUCUGAACGACAACAAUCUUGGUCAAAUACCACAAACAGGGCUAACUCGGCUACGAAAUCUCAGGAAACUCUAUUUGAAUCGGAAUCGUAUCAAUACGUUGGCAUCGAAUGCGUUUGCCGGUUAUGAAAGCAAGGAUUUGCUGAUUAAGCUUUCCUUGGCAGGAAAUCGACUCACGGAUCAAUCGCUUACUGAUACAGCAGUGUUUCGUCCUCUUCGACUACUGCAGGAGCUUUCUUUGGAGACGAACGCAUUGACUGCUAUUCCGUCAGCGGCUUUGGUUAAUCAACGUGGCACGUUAACGAAUCUCAAUCUUGGCUUAAACAAUAUCAAUGAGGUUCCAGUUGGUGCACUGGAUUUCCCGAAUCUAACUUCUCUUUCGCUUGAAUUCAAUGGAAUAACCGUAAUUCCUCCUCAAGCGUUUCAAGGUGUACCGAAUUUACAAUACUUGUAUCUGACGGGUAACAAAUUCCCGUCAUGGGCUCCAGAAAUGUUCCGAUACAUCACACAGCUAAGAACACUUGGAAUCGGGGAGACACCAAUAUCUGUCAUUCCUAACAAUGCUUUUAUGCAUAUUCCGCAUCUGAUUCGACUGGAGAUGUCCGAGGCAGCCAUCGAUACGAUCGAACGAGGCGCGUUCCAACGAACUCCACAAAUCCAAGCUAUUGUCCUGAAUAAGAAUCGCCUCUCACAAAUUCGAGCCGAUUUCUUCGAGGGACUCAAUGAUCUCUAUUCGAUCGAUGUGCAGGGGAACCGCAUUGAGAAUGUUCAACCGCUUGGUUUCGCCAACCUUCCAUCUCUAAGCCAUUUAGAUAUCAGUUACAAUCAACUUCAAACGUUGCCGGAAAAUGUGUUCAUGAACUCCUUCCUUCCUCGUCCAAAUGAUCGACGUGUCAUCUAUUGCUGCGGAAACCCAUGGUUCUGCAACAAUGACCUGCUCUGGUUCCGACAAAUGCUUCGUGAUAAUCUCGACAUCGACAUCGAGAAACCGGGUUGUCUUGCCGUUUGCGCUGCGUCACCGAAUGGAUGCCCGCCUGAAGGAACUCCACUACGAGCCGUCGAUUUCUGCAUGGAGAACGAAGAACCACAACCUCUUACCGGGAAAGCCUUAUCAUUGGUUGGAUGGAUUAUACUCGCGAUCAUCAUGACAAUACUUCUUAUAUCGAUUUGUUUACUUGCAAUGGUUCGAUACGGUAUGAGCCAUCGUAGAAAAAAGCAAAAGGAUCAGGAAAUCGAGGAUGAUGCGCGAAUGAUGUCAUCGGCAGCGUCCGUAUAUGGUGUCGGUCCAGUGUCGGUAAUCGAACGACCUUACUCAACAGUGCCACCAGUGAGUCUCGACCUUCCAGCUGCACAUACUCUUGACGACAGGGCAAGCAACUAUUUUUACUAG
Molecule: messenger RNA, 1761 nt
Organism: Necator americanus (New World hookworm)
Lineage: Eukaryota; Metazoa; Nematoda; Chromadorea; Rhabditida; Ancylostomatidae
Exons: 14
Coding region: 1-1761 (586 amino acids)
Cellular component (GO): extracellular matrix
Molecular function (GO): protein binding
Source: RefSeq, a predicted model, not a curated record